AUGAAUUACAUGGCUUAUGAUUAUGAUCCCCAACAUUCGUUGGAAACAUCCUUCAACAAUUUGGCGUUUCAUCCACAUCAACAAUCGCAGCAACAAGCUUUAUACGAAGCCAGCGAGAAUGAUGGUAGAUCAGGGUUGAUGAACCCUUUAGUGCAGGCGAAUAAAUUGAAUAAUUCCAUGAUUCCUCAAGGUUCAUCGGCUAGUCCAUUAACAGGUCAACAUAGCUUGAAUGGUACGGCAAACUUCAAUAUGCCUGCAUCAAUGAAUACCUAUAAUUACCAGAAUAUACCACAAGGACCUAUCAGAAAUACUCUCAGUCAUAAUAAUAUUAUGAAUGGGGCAACUGCUAAUGACUAUUGGCUGGAUCCAAUGAGUAAUAUGACAAAUACCAAGGAUACUAAUGGAAAUCCUAAUGACUCAAUGUCCUCGAUGUCCAAUAUGACUGCUAAGACCUCAAUCAACAGCACAGCAUUUAAGAAUUCAUUUGCUCCUUUCAAUCACGUGACGCCGCUUUCAAUCAAUAACGUUAACAGCAAUCAGACAAAUUCGAAUAAAGAUGACAGAAUGGAAACAAUGGAGGUGAAAUUGCAAAUCAAAGAGACCCAAAUCGAAUCACUCGAGAAUGAAAUUCAAAAGCUAAAAAAAAUUUUCAACGAGGGUUUAAACUACAAGCAAAAUGAAUAUAAGUACGAAAGGGAAAACUCCCAUAUACCCCAGACUUUUGUUUUGCCAGCUUCAUUAGAAGUGAUAUUUAGAAAGUUAUCUUCUUCACUGCGUGCGAAGGAGAAAGAGUUAGCAGAGGUGAAAGAAAAUUUGGAAAGUAUAUUGACUGCACUGGCGUUGAACCCAACAAAUUCAGUGACCAAGUAUGGGAGAUACGACGCCGAGUCGAUUGCUCAUAAGAUGGUGGUCAGGCUAGAAAAUUUGACCAACGAAAAUAGAGAAAUGGCCAAGAUGUUAGCUUAUGGCAGAUCAAAGGAAACUCAGAUCGAACUGCAGCUAGCUAAAAAGGAAAAUCUAGAGUUGAGAGAAAAGAUAGCAUCUUUAGAGGCUCAACUGGCUUUGAAGAAAACUUCAAACGAAAACACUGCUAAUUGA
Molecule: messenger RNA, 1098 nt
Organism: Saccharomyces kudriavzevii IFO 1802
Lineage: Eukaryota; Fungi; Ascomycota; Saccharomycetes; Saccharomycetales; Saccharomycetaceae
Gene: MUM2
Product: Mum2p
Exons: 1
Coding region: 1-1098 (365 amino acids)
Source: RefSeq, a predicted model, not a curated record